Messenger RNA from Sabethes cyaneus, 1308 nucleotides. Its product is annotated as protein CDV3 homolog. Gene Ontology annotation, cellular component: cytoplasm. The record is from RefSeq and is a predicted model, not a curated record. The transcript has a single exon. The coding region runs from base 84 to 749 and encodes 221 amino acids. NCBI's taxonomy places the organism in Eukaryota, Metazoa, Arthropoda, Insecta, Diptera, Culicidae.
GUCAAAAGCUGUGCGUGUAAAUUUUUGUUCUUCAGCAAAAUUUCCAUAAAGACUAUUGGUAGUAUACCACGUUGUUUGAUAUAAUGGCUGAUUUGGACGAUUUUUUCGCUAAAAAGGACCGUAAAAAGUCUAAAACCAAGAAAUUUGCAACGGCAGAGGAAUUGGCUAAGCGCAUAGAGGAUUCGGCAAAGAAAAACACAGAAGUAAAACAGCGAAAGGUGACCCCGAUCGUCGAAGGUAGUGAGCCUAAAAAUCCUGAGCCGGUGGAAGAAGAGUGGAAAGAAUUCGAGGAGGAAAGAAAAGAUUACAGUGGCCUCAAGUUGGCACAAUUGAAUAUUUCGGAAGACGAUCAUAAUCAAACCAACUUUGCAACGGAUGACGGUGGGGCAACCCCUGGUGAAACCGAUGGAGAGAAAAGCACCAUGGAUAGUGCGGAACGAAAAUCAGGAGCCUGGAAAAAGGUAGAAUCAACCGAUACUCCCGAGCAACAACCGCAGGCACCACAGCAAUAUGUAGCUCCUGGAUUGAAAAAUCUCCGUUUGAAGAGUAAGAAAGGUGCACCGGACUUGAAAAAUGAAGAAUUCUUCCCGACACUGGGAGCAGAAGUUCCAGAUCCAACACGAAGCAAAAAAGAUUCCACCUUUGAGGAAGUGAAACAUGGUGGCCGUGUAAGACCAUCCGAUUUGCAAUCAGCAGCGCCGCUCUCCGUAGGCAACAGAUUUACAUCGCUAAGUAACGAUGCAAGCUAGAGUUCCGUAAUUUGCUACUAAUGUUUUAUUAUAUAAAGCCGGAACGUUUAUGCAGUCUGGUCCCGAUCAACUUCCCCUGGCGAUAGUGGACUAGUGUGUUAGGUUUUGUGUCUAUUUUUUCCAAUACGAAGUGGCGAAAUAUCCUGAAAAUGUGCUCCUUAGAAUGCUGUUUUUUGCAGAUUACAAAAGGGAAGUUUACUGAACUGCAAAAUACUUCGUCCAUAGCGAAAAGUUUCAAUUCAUGUCAGUAAAAUAGAUACAAGCAGCUUUAAGUUUCUAUAAUCUCAGAGUGCUGGAAACCAAUCGAAAAUGUUCGACAUGGACGAAGAUUAUAAACUAUGUACUGAUAUGAUAUAAUUCCCUAUAAAUGUUCUGUUGACGCUAUCGAUUAACAAUGAUUAAAUUAUGGAUUUAUGAGUAUUUGUUAUUCGAAACUGUAGUCCAAUAAUAAAUAAAACCUAUUGUGACAAACAUUCAUUCGGUUCAACAAUCUGUUCUUAUUUCUUGCAAUGCACAAAUAAUACAUUGGUUUUAUAUUCAAUAAACACUUCAAAAACAG